AUGGCUCAAACACCUAAAGACACGCUCGAGCAUUCGGAGGUGGUACAACAAAGCGAUUCGCUGGAGAAAGGUGAUCAGGCGAACAACAAAUACCGCUCAGAGUAUGAUGAUGAAGACCGCGCACCAGAGGCUCGCGGUCGUGAUGCAGACGAGAUGGCUCCUGGGUACUGGCUGUCGUCCCGCUUCUUGGGCAGUAUGGCAGCCAUUGGGCUUGGGUUCUGCGGAGGCACUGGCGGCUAUGCUCUCAUUGCACCGGUGUUGAACGACAUCAACGACGACAUCGGCCCGAGCGACAAUAUAGCUUGGGUCAGCAUCGUCUACAUCCUCAGCGAAGCCGUGUUCUUCCUGCUUGUCGGGAGGUUGUCAGAUGUUUUUGGGCGAAGAUGGUUUUUCAUUGUCGGAAGCCUGAUCAGCAUGGUCGGGUCCAUUGUUGGAGCAGUGGCUCAGAACGUUAAUACUCUCAUCGCCGCUGAGGUGUUGAUUGGGAUCGCUGCCGCUUUUCAAAUCUCCUUCUACUGGGUCAUCUCAGAGCUGGUUCCAAUGAAAUGGAGAUACGUCGCCAACUCGUAUGCGUACAUGGUCUCGAUCCCAACCAACCCUCUGGCCGCGAAGAUCGCAUUUGCGUUCCAGAAGACGCCUGUCAAAUGGCGAGGUAGCUUCUACUUCAUGACCGGUGUCAAUGCUCUUUCUGCUCUGUGCUGGUUCCUAUUCUACCACCCUCCGACUUUCAAGAUGCUGCAUAGGAAGAAGGCGGCGAUGGACCUCUUUCUGCACUUCGAUUGGAUGGGCCUCGUGCUCUACACUGGAAGCUUGACGGUGUUCCUGCUGGCUCUGAGCUGGGGCGGACAGCUGUAUCCGUGGAGCGAUCCGCAUGUGGUAGGGUGUAUCGUCACGGGUGGUAUCGCCCUGUUCCUCGUCUUUCCAGCGUGGGAGUUGUGGCUGCAGCGUCGAGGCAAAGACACUUUUCUGCCGCUGCAUCUGUUCACCAACCGUGUGUAUCAGGCUUGCGUGUGGAUCACCGGCAUAGGCGCCGCCACGUACUACGGCUUCUCGUUGGUCUGGCCGCAGGCGGUGAUCACACUGUACUCAAUCGACUCCUACGAUCGGCUCGGAACGCUGUCAGGCGUGGUGGCCAUGUGCUUCGUCUUCGGUCAGAUGUUCGGUGGACUCCUCGCAACCGUCAUCGGCCCUCGCUGGACGGUCAUUUCGAUGACCUGGAUCGCCGCUCCAAUAUACAUCGCCUGUGCCGCCAACCCGCUGAACCUCACCCUCACGAUGGGCCUCAUCACGACCGGUUCUCUUGCUAUUGGAGCCAGUGAGGCAGUCGCUGCCACCACAACCACUUUUCGUCUUCGGACUCAGGAAGAGCUGGGAACCGCCGGUGGCCUCAGUGGAGCUAUUCGCUCCUUCGUCUCUGCUCUGGCAACCUCAAUCUACUCGACAGUGUUAGCGAAUCGGUUGACCACGACAGUACCGCAAUACGUAGGUCCCGCGGCCGAAAACGCCGGACUGCCAUCGAGAAGCGUCCCAGCCCUCAUUGCUGGGCUGCAAGGGAGCGGUCCACUCUCGCAGUCUGCAGUACCUGGGCUUACGAGUGCGAUCAAUGCGACAGCUGCACAGGCAUACAAAUACGCCAAUUCCGAAGCUUACAAGACAGUCUUCUACACUUCGUUCGCAUUUGGAGGAGCUGGAAUGAUUCUCGCCUGGCUGAUCUUGGACAACGACAAGAGCAAGUACGGUCUAGUGGCCGGACAUGUGCACAACCCGAAGAACGAAAAGACGCUCGAGACAGUGCCGGCGGCUGAGAAUGCGUGA
Saxophila tyrrhenica is the source of this 1815-nucleotide messenger RNA. RefSeq lists its product as uncharacterized. The record is from RefSeq and is a predicted model, not a curated record. Bases 1 to 1815 code for a protein of 604 amino acids. NCBI's taxonomy places the organism in Eukaryota, Fungi, Ascomycota, Dothideomycetes, Mycosphaerellales, Extremaceae. The transcript is spliced from 5 exons. Gene Ontology annotation, biological process: transmembrane transport. Gene Ontology annotation, cellular component: plasma membrane. Gene Ontology annotation, molecular function: transmembrane transporter activity.